AUGACAGUUAUGGUCAUAAUUAUGACUCAACAUGAUAUACAAAAUCCAGUAUUCGCUACUGUUGACGUUGAUGUUGAAGACAUCAAUAUUGAUGCUGAUCAGUCGUCAUAUGAAGAAAUUGCUGGGGUGAUUUCUAAUAAAGAUGAUCCAAACAUGUUAUGUUUAACAUUUAGAACAUGGCUUAUUGGUCUUGUUUUUACAACAUUACAAUUAAUUACUAAAGAAUAUUUUCAAUACAAAAAUUACCCUUAUUCUUUAUCAGGAAUAAUUGUGAUAUUUGUAACUUAUCCAGUUGGCAAAAUAUUUGCAUAUAUUUUACCUAAGAAAUUAAUUCGAAUUUGUGCUACUAACAAAUGGCAAUUUUCAUUAAAUCCAGGGCCUUUUUCAAUUAAGGAACAUGUAUUGAUCGUUACGAUGGCCACCACCUCAUAUUCACCAUUUACACUCUAUACGAUUAAUAUGGAACGUAUCAUGCGUCGAUUUUUGGUGUGGCCUAGCUCACUAAUAUGGCCGGGUAAUCUGCCGUUCAUCGCUGUAUUUCGUACACUUUCUGAGCCAUCAGUGGCAAAUCCUCAAUGGAAAAUGACGCGUUUGAAAUUUUUUGUUAUUGUUUGUGUUUUUCAAUUUAUUUAUCAUUGGUUUCCUGGUUUUAUUAUGCCAAUUCUGGGGGCGUUUUCAUGGAUGUGUAUGAUUAAACCUAAUAAUCUGAUACUUUCUCAGUUGACUGGCAUAAAUGGCCUAGGUCUUGGGGCAUUACAAUUAAACUGGAAUCUUAUUCGAGUUUUCGGUUCACCUAUUAUUAUUCCAUGGUGGGCACAAGUUAAUUGUCUUGUUGGUUUUAUAAUUAUUACUUGGAUAUUUAUACCAAUUGCUUAUUAUUCAAAUUUAUGGUCAUCGAAAUUGUUUCCUAUUGUUUCAUCAGACACUUAUGCUUUUUAUACUGGUGAGGGAAAGCUAUAUAAUAUAAGUAAUCUGUUUGAUAAUGAAUUCAAAUUUAAUAAUACAGCGUAUGAGGAGUAUGGACCCGUUUAUAUGGGUAUAACAAAUAUCAUAUCUAUCGGUACCUAUUGUGUUUGCAUUAUAUCACUUUUACUACACACAGUUUUAUAUCAUGGCAAAGAUAUUAUUCAACAAUAUUAUACAUCUUUAAAGCAGAGAGAUAAUGAUAUUCAUUGUACUCUGAUGGCCAAGUAUCCCGAAGCCCCUGAAUGGUGGUAUUUUAUUUUAUUUGCCAUUAGUUUUAUAGCUGCUGCAAUUGUUUGUCACUUGGGUAAUUUUAUGCCCUGGUACUAUUUAUUUAUAGCUGUUGGUAUUAGUUUUAUAUUAUUAUUACCAACAGGUAUUAUUGAAGCUAAAACUAGCCUGGCUUUUCAAGUUAUCAUACUUUCGAUAUUAGUUGCUGGUGUACUAAUGCCAAAUCGUAAUAUUGAAGUUAUUACAUUUAUUUCGUACACUUAUCUAACACAUAGACAAGCAUUAAAUUUGAUCGCUGGUCUAAAAUUAUCGCAUCACAUGAAAAUUCCGCCACGAACGAUGUUUGCCACAAUUAUUGUUGGGACAAUUAUUCCUGCUACAAUCAGUUAUUCAAUUUCUUACUAUGUAUUAAAUUAUCAUUCAAAUAUUUGUGCAAAUGAUAGACAAUGGUUUUGCUAUACUACAACUCCAACAAAGCUAUUUGCAAGAGGUGCACUUUAUAAUAUGAUUUGGUUAAUAGUAAUUGGUGGAAUAUUUCCUUUACCAUUUUGGCUUUUUGGAAUCAAGUAUCCAAAUAUUAAAUGGUUAAAAUAUAUUCAUAUACCAAUUAUGUUUGGAGCAUUACGUUAUUUAUAUUAUCUACCAGCUGGACAUAUGCCAACAAGCUUAUUAAUUGGUUUUAUCUUUCACGUUCUUGUUCGUCAAUGGUGGAAAGAUCGUUAUUCUGUUCUAUUUUCAGCUGCAACAGAUGUUGGUGUAGACAUUUGUAUUGUAUUAAUGCUUUUUAUUUUUAAAAGCCAAAAUAUCCAAUUUCCACAGUGGUGGGGCAAUGGGGGUGAAUACAGAGACGGUUGUGCUUUGUCACAUGCAAAUUAUUUUGGAAUUUUUCCUUAG
Messenger RNA from Didymodactylos carnosus, 2088 nucleotides. NCBI's taxonomy places the organism in Eukaryota, Metazoa, Rotifera, Eurotatoria, Philodinida, Philodinidae. The record is from the annotation of a GenBank genome assembly.